Messenger RNA from Mugil cephalus (flathead mullet), 15668 nucleotides. RefSeq names its product ryanodine receptor 3 (gene ryr3). Gene Ontology annotation, molecular function: ryanodine-sensitive calcium-release channel activity; protein binding. The record is from RefSeq and is a predicted model, not a curated record. The coding region runs from base 115 to 14685 and encodes 4856 amino acids. Gene Ontology annotation, biological process: calcium ion transmembrane transport; intracellular calcium ion homeostasis. The transcript has 107 exons. Gene Ontology annotation, cellular component: sarcoplasmic reticulum membrane; calcium channel complex; smooth endoplasmic reticulum. NCBI's taxonomy places the organism in Eukaryota, Metazoa, Chordata, Actinopteri, Mugiliformes, Mugilidae.
CCCUAUAUGGCUGUGGAUGAGCUCUAUGCUAAUAUCGGCUUGAGAGGCACAGCAUCGCGUUUCUGCCGGCAGUCAGCGGUGGCUUCCAGAGUCUGAGCAGGCUCCUUCACAGCCAUGGCUGAGGGCGGAGAAGGGGAAGAUGAGAUCCAGUUCUUGCGAACUGAUGACGAGGUGGUGCUCCAAUGUGUGGCCACAGUCCAGAAGGAGCACCGGAAGUUCUGCUUGGCCGCUGAGGGGCUCGGAAACCGUCUGUGCUACCUGGAGUCUACAUCCGAAGCUAAGCUUGUUCCUCCCGACAUGUGUAUUUGUAACUUUGUGCUGGAGCAGUCCCUGUCCGUGCGGGCCCUGCAGGAGAUGCUGGCUAACACUGGGCAGAACAGCGAAGGGAGUGCUGACCAUGAAAAAUGGGCGGGUCAGGGGGGUGGACACCGGACCCUGCUCUACGGUCAUGCCAUCCUCCUACGCCACUCCUUCAGUGGCAUGUACUUGACCUGUUUGAAGACGUCAAGGUCUCUAACAGACAAGCUGUCAUUCGAUGUCGGACUCCAAGAAGAUUCAAUAGGAGAGGCCUGCUGGUGGACCAUUCACCCCGCCUCCAAGCAGAGAUCCGAGGGAGAGAAAGUGCGCAUCGGAGACGACCUGAUUCUCGUCAGCGUGUCGACGGAGAGAUACCUGCAUCUCUCCAACUCCAACGGCAACAUCCAGGUGGAUGCCUCGUUCAUGCAGACGCUGUGGAACGUGCAGCCCACCUGUUCUUCAGGCAACAUGGCUGUAGGGUAUUUGAUCGGCGGGCAUGUGAUGCGUCUGUGCCACGGCCACGAUGAGAGCUUGACCAUCCCCGGAGCCGACAAGAGUGAAGAGGAGCAGAGGAUAGUGAACUACGAGGCGGGUAAGGGAGCAUCAAAGGCCCGCUCGCUGUGGAGACUGGAGCCUCUCAGGAUCAGCUGGAGCGGCAGCCACAUCCGAUGGGGCCAGGCCUUCCGUCUACGCCACCUCUCCACCGGCCACUAUCUGGCCCUGACCGAAGACCGUGGACUGGUCCUGCAGGACAGAGCGAUGUCCGACACCAAGUCCACAGCCUUCUGCUUCAGGCCCUCCAAGGAAAAGAGCGACGCCGGCCCAAAGAGGGACAUCGACGGGAUGGGCGUCCCGGAGAUCAAGUACGGAGACUCCGUGUGCUUCGUCAUGCACGUGGCGACCGGACUGUGGCUGUCUUACCUGGCCCCCGACGCCAAAUCGUCUCGUCUUGGUCCCCUGAAACGAAGGGCCUGCCUACAUUCUGAGGGCCACAUGGAUGACGGGCUCAUCCUCCAGCGCUGUCAGCAUGAGGAGUCUCGGGCCGCGCGCAUCAUCCGCAACACCACGUUCCUCUUCACCAACUUCAUCAAGGCUCUGGACAGCAUUUCUGAGGGCGAGUCCUCGGCGGUGGCCGGGUACGUUGAAGAGGUGCUGCAGACGCUGAACGACCUGAUCGAGUACUUCAAGCAGCCCGAUUCAGAGCUGGAGCACGAGGAGAAGCAGUGUCUGCUCCGUUCGCUCAUCAAACGUCAAGACCUCUUCAAAGAGGAGGGCAUGCUGUCCCUCCUGUCCAAAUGCAUUGACCGGAUGAACUUGUACAACAGUGCAGCCCACUUCGGAGAGAUGGCCGGCGAGGAGGCGGGCGCGGCGUGGAAAGACAUUCUCAACCUCCUCUAUGAACUCCUGGCUUCGCUGAUCCGCGGGAACAGGAACAACUGCACCCAGUUUUCCCGGAAGUUGGACUGGUUGGUCAGCAAACUGGAGAGACUGGAGUCUUCAUCAGGAAUCCUGGAAGUCCUCCACUGCAUCUUGGUGGAAAGCCCGGAGGCCCUGAACAUCAUCCAGAGAGCGCACAUUAAAUCAAUCAUCUCUCUGCUCUACAAGCAUGGACGCAACCACAAGAUUCUAGAUGUCCUGUGCUCCCUCUGCGUUUGCAACGGGGUGGCAGUGAGAGCCAAUCAGAAUCUGAUCUGUGACAACCUCCUUCCGAAGAGGGACCUGCUGCUUCAGACUCGACUGGUCAAUGAUGUUCAGAGUAUGAGGCCAAACAUCUUUUUGGGCGUCGCUGAGGGUUCAGCUCAGUAUAAGAAGUGGUAUUUCGAGCUGGUCAUUGACCAGGUGGACCACUUUGUGACCGGGGAACCUACACACCUGAGAGUAGGCUGGGCCAACACUAAAGGCUACGCUCCGUACCCCGGCGGAGGAGAGGGGUGGGGAGGCAACGGGGUUGGGGAUGACCUGUACUCCUACAGCUUUGAUGGACUUCAUCUGUGGUCAGGCCGAAUCCCGAGGGCCGUGGCCUCCAUUAACCAGCACCUGCUGAACUCGGACGACGUGGUCAGCUGCUGUCUGGAUUUGGGCGCUCCCAGCAUGUCCUUCAGGAUCAACGGGCAGCCGGUGCAGGGCAUGUUCGAGGACUUCAACACCGACGGCUUCUUUUUCCCCGUCGUCAGCUUCUCCGCGGGCGUCAAGGUCCGUUUCCUGCUGGGUGGACGCCACGGAGAUUUCAAAUUCCUGCCGCCCGCCGGUUACUCUCCGUGUUACGAGGCCCUGCUGCCCAAGGAGAAGAUGCACGUGGAGCCCGUGAAGGAGUACAAGAGGGACCACGACGGGGUCCGCGAUCUGCUGGGGACCACUCAGUUCCUCUCUCAGGCCUCCUUCAUCCCCACUCCUGUCGACACCAGCCAGAUUGUUCUUCCCCCUCACCUGGACAACAUCCGGGACAAGCUGGCAGAAAACAUCCAUGAACUGUGGGGGAUGAACAAGAUUGAACUGGGCUGGACCUAUGGCAAGGUUCGGGAUGACAACAAGAGGCAGCACCCUUGCCUUGUGGAUUUCUCAAAGCUGCCUGAAACCGAAAGGAACUACAACCUGCAGAUGUCCAGCGAAACCCUUAAGACCCUGUUGGCACUGGGAUGCCACGUUUCCCAGGUCAACAUUCACGCUGAAGACGAUCUGAAGAAAAUCAAAUUACCGAAAGACUAUGUGAUGUCUAACGGGUAUAAGCCUGCGCCACUGGACCUCUCUGACGUGAAGCUGAACGCAGGUCAGGAGGUUCUAGUUGAUAAACUGGCUGAGAACGCACACAACGUGUGGGCCAAAGACAGAAUUAAACAAGGAUGGACCUAUGGCAUCCAGCAGGAUUUGAAGAGCAGGCGUAAUCCUCGCCUGGUGCCGUAUGCUUUACUCGACGAACGCACAAAGAAAUCAAACAGAGACAGUCUGAGAGAGGCCAUCAGGACUAUGGUUGGAUAUGGAUAUAAUAUCGACCCCCCAGACCAAGAGGUCGUCCACGUUGUAGACGAUCAGAGCAUCGAGACCAUCCGCUUCUUCCGCGUGGAGCAGACGUACGCGGUGAAGACGGGGAAGUGGUACUUUGAGUUUGAGGCUCUGAGCGGCGGCGACAUGAGGGUCGGCUGGGCGAGGCCGGGCUGCAGACCUGACGUGGAGCUGGGAAUGGACGACCAAGCCUUCGUCUUUGAUGGAUACAGGGGUCGGCGUUUGCAUGCAGGCAGCCGCUACUUCGGACAGCCCUGGAAGAAGGGCGACGUGGUUGGUUGCAUGAUCAACAUGGAAGACAAAUCCAUGAUCUUCACGCUGAACGGGGAGCUGCUCAUCACCAGCAAGGGCUCCGAGCUCGGCUUCGCUGAUUUCGAGACGGAAGACGGUUUCAUCCCCGUGUGCAGCCUCAGCAUGUCUCAGAUCGGCCACAUGAACCUGGGCAAGGACGCCAGCACCUUCAAGUACUACACCAUGUGCGGCCUGCAGGAAGGCUUUGAGCCGUUUGCCGUCAACAUGAACAGAGACAUCACCAUGUGGUUCAGCAAGCGCCUGCCCACUUUUUUCAACGUGCCCCAGGACCACAUGCACAUUGAGGUGACGAGGAUCGACGGGACGGUUGACAGCCCACCGUGCCUUAAGGUCACACACAAGACGUACGGCACCCAAAACAGCAACAACGACAUGGUCUACUGCAGACUGAGCAUGCCGGUGGAGUUCUACUCUGCAGACAGGUUACUGGACGAGUCACUGAAACUCAGUCAUCCCCCGAAAGAAGAUGGAAGCAUUGACUACGGCAGCAUCACAACUUACUACCACUCUGUGAGGGUGUUUGCCGGACAGGACCCCGCCUCGGUGUGGGUGGGCUGGGUCACGCCCGACUACCAUUACUACAGCAAGAACUUCGGCCUCAGCAAGACGCGUACGGUCACCGUCACCCUGGGAGACGAGAGGGGCCGGGUCCACGAGAGCGUUCAGAGGAGUAACUGCUACAUGGUGUGCGGAGCGGACGCCGUCGGCCCGUCGUCCUCCAGCCGCUCCAACUCUGACCUGGAGAUCGGCUGCCUGAUCGACCUGGCCACCGGCCUCGUCUCCUUCACCGCCAACGGCAAAGAGCUGCCCACGUCGUACCAGGUGGAGCCAAAUACCAAGCUCUUCCCCGCCGUGUUUGUGUGCCCCACCAGCGCGAACCUCUUCCAGUUCGAGUUCGUCAAGAUCAAGGACGCCAUGCCGCUGUCCUCGGCCAUAUUCAAGAGCGAGCACAGGAACCCGGUGCCGCAGUGCCCCCCCCGGGUGGACGUGCAGACCAUCGUGGCCGUGAUGUGGAGCCGGAUGCCGAAUACCUUCCUCAACGUGGAGACGGCUCGGGUCAGCGAACGGCACGGCUGGGUGGUGCAGUGUCUGGAACCUCUGCAGAUGAUGGCCGUGCACAUACCCGAAGAGAACAGGUGUUUGGACGUCCUAGAGUUGUCGGAGCACGAGGACUUAAGGAAGUUCCACUACCACACGCUGAAGCUGUACUGCGCUCUCUGCGCUCUGGGAAACACCCGAGUAGCUCACGCCCUGUGCAGCCAUUUGGACCAGUCGCAGCUUCUCUACACCAUCGACAACCAGUACCUCUCUGGCAUGCUGAGAGAGGGCUUCUACGACGUCCUGAUCAGCAUCCAUCUCGAGACGGCGAAGGAGGCCCAGCUAAUGAUGAACAACGAGUUCAUCAUCCCCGUGACCGACGAGACGCGCUCCAUCCGGCUGUUCCCCGACGAGUCCAAGCGCCACUCGCUGCCCGGCGUGGGGCUGAGCACCUCCCUCAAACCUCGGGUCAACUUCUCCCCCGUGGGCAUCAUCAACACCAAGCGGCCGCAGUUCCUGCACAGCCCCCAGAUCCCGCUGGGCAUCCUGAAAGAGAAGGCCAUAACCAUGCUCACCGAGGCCGUGCAGGGGGGGGGGACCCACAUCCGGGACCCGGUCGGCGGCAGCGCCGAGUACCAGUUCGUCCCCAUCCUGAAGCUCAUCGGGACGCUGCUGAUCACGGGGGUCCUGACCAGCGACGAGGUGAGGCUGAUCCUCCUCCUCAUCGACCCCAACGUGUUCGGCGAGAGCAAGGAGGGCGAGGAAGCGAAGGGGGACGAGGUGGCCAUACCGGGGGAGAAGGAGGCGGUGAGCAAGAACGAGGAGAAGGCUGUGGAAGCCGGGGAGGAGGAGACCAAGGAGAGCAAAGCGCCCGUCAAAGGGCUGCUGGAGAAGUCGCUGCCCGAGUCCGUCAAACACCAGAUGUGCGAGCUGCUGCACUACUUCUGCGACUGCGAGCUGAAGCACCGCAUCGAAUCCAUCGUCUCCUUCUCCGACAGAUUCGUGUCCAAGCUGCAGUACAACCAGAAGUUCCGCUAUAACGAGCUGAUGCUGGCUUUCAACAUGUCCGCCGCCGUCACCGCCAAGAAGACCAAAGAGUUCCGCUCACCCCCACAGGAGCAGAUUAACAUCCUGCUGAACUUCAGCGCCGGGGAGGACUGCCCCUGCCCAGAGGAGAUCCAGGAGGAACUCAACUCCUUCCACGAGGAACUGCGACUGCACUGUGGAAUUCCAGUGGAUGAGGAAGAGGAAGAGCAGGACACGUCGAUCAAAGGCCGACUCCUCGCUUUGCUCUACAAGAUCAAGGGCCCACCUCAUAAGACAGAGCAGGAACCCACAGAGACGGAACAGGCUGCUCCGACCAACCUGAAGGAGCUCAUCUCCCAAACCAUAACCAGCUGGGCUCAGGAGUCUCACAUCCAGGACCCACAGCUGGUCAGGGUGAUGUUCAGCCUUCUGAGGAGGCAGUAUGACGGCAUCGGUGAACUGCUCCGGGCCAUGAAGAAAUCCUACACCAUCAGCGCCGCGUCCGUGCAGGACGCCAUUAAUCUGCUGGCGUCCCUGGGUCAAAUCAGGUCCCUGCUGUCGGUGCGCAUGGGCAAAGAGGAGGAGAAGCUCAUGAUUGAUGGACUCGGCGACAUCAUGAACAAUAAAGUUUUCUACCAGCAUCCCAAUCUGAUGAGGGUGCUGGGGAUGCACGAGACCGUCAUGGAGGUCAUGGUCAACGUGUUGGGUGGAGACAAGUCACAGGAAAUCGCUUUCCCCAAAAUGGUGGCCAGCUGCUGUCGCUUCCUGUGCUAUUUCUGUCGCAUUAGCCGGCAGAACCAGAAAGCCAUGUUCGACCACCUGAGCUACCUGCUGGAGAACAGCAGCGUCGGACUGGCCUCUGAAGCUAUGCGGGGCUCCACUCCACUGGAUGUCGCAGCAUCUUCAGUGAUGGACAACAACGGCCUGGCUCUGGCCCUGGAGGAGCCUGAUCUGGAGAAGGUGGUGACAUACCUGGCAGGAUGCGGUCUCCAGAGCUGCGCCAUGCUGGUUGCCAAGGGUUACCCCGACCUCGGCUGGAACCCCAUCGAGGGAGAGCGCUACCUGUCCUUCCUGAGAUUCGUCGUCUUCUGCAACGGUGAGAGCGUGGAGGAAAACGCCAACGUGGUGGUGAAGCUGCUGAUCAGACGCCCGGAGUGUUUCGGCCCCGCGCUCAGAGGAGAGGGCGGUCAGGGUCUGCUGGCCGCCAUGAGGGAGGCCAUCAAGAUCUCCGAGGAUCCUGCGCUGGACCUGCCCAAGACGCCCGCCGCAGUAACGACAGGGUCUGGUGAGGAAGAAGGAGAGGUCAUCCACAUGGGCAACGCCAUCAUGUCCUUCUACUCGGCCCUCAUUGACCUGCUGGGACGCUGUGCCCCCGAGAUGCAUCUCAUCAACGCUGGUAAAGGCGAGGCCCUGCGUAUCAGAGCCAUCCUGCGCUCUCUGGUCCCCACUACAGACUUGGUCGGCGUCAUCAGCAUCCCCCUCAACAUGCCUGUGGUUAAUAAAGACGGCACAGUGACAGAACCCGACAUGUCGGCUUGUUUCUGUCCGGACCACAAGGCCCCCAUGGUGCUCUUCCUGGACAGAGUGUACGGCAUCGAGGACCAGAGCUUCCUCCUCCAGAUGCUGGAGGUCGGCUUCCUGCCUGACCUGCGAGCCUCGGCGUCUCUGGACACAGAAGUGCUGAGCACCACGGAGACCGCGUUGGCCAUGAACAGGUACAUCGGCUCGGCCCUGCUGCCCUUGCUGACCCGCUGCGCCGCCCUCUUCGCCAACACGGAGCACUACGCGCAGCUGAUCGACUCCACCCUGCAGACCAUCUACCGGCUGUCCAAAGGCCGCUCGCUCACCAAGGCCCAGAGGGACGCCAUUGAGGAGUGUCUGCUGGCUAUUUGCAAACACCUGCGCCCCUCUAUGAUGCAGCAGCUGCUCAGACGACUGGUGUUUGACGUUCCAAUGCUCUCUGAAUACUGCAAGAUACCUAUCCGCCUGCUGACCAACCACUAUGAGCAGAACUGGAAGUACUAUUGCCUGCCGUCUGGUAUGGGCAGCUUCGGGAUAGCCUCUGAGGAGGAGCUCCUUCUCACCAAGAAACUCUUCUGGGGAAUCUUCGACUCCCUUUCUCACAAGAAGUACGACGCCGAACUUUUCAAAAUGGCCAAGGCGUGCCUGUGCGCCAUCGCUGGGGCCCUCCCUCCGGACUUUGUGGAUUCCAGUUUGGGGACAACGCUGGAGAAGCAGGCAUCAGUGGACGCACAGGGCAACUUUGACCCCAAACCCAUCAACACUGCCAACAUCUCCCUUCCUGAAAAACUUGAGUACAUUGCCAACAAAUAUGCCGAGCAUUCCCAUGAUAAGUGGUCCUCAGAGAAGAUGUCAGCGGGCUGGAAGCAUGGAGACAAUCUGGAUGAGCAGGCCAAAGCUCAUCCACUCCUGAAGCCGUAUAAAGCCUUAAGCGAGAAGGAGAGAGAAACGUACCGCUGGCCAGUGAGAGAGUCAAUGAAGAGCAUGUUGUCUAUGGGCUGGAACAUUGAGAGGACCAAGGAGGGAGAAGCCCUGUUCCAGCAACGAGAGAGCGAAAAGCAACGAAAGAUCUCAGAGUCCCAGGGUUCUGGAUUCAGCCCUGCUCCUAUGGACCUGCAUAAUGUCCCUUUGUCCAGGGAGUUACAGGGGAUGGUGGAGGUGGUGGCAGAAAACUACCACAACAUCUGGGCCAAGAAGAAGAAAUCUGAACUCAUUGGCAAAGGAGGAGGGACCCACCCGCUGCUGGUUCCCUAUGACACCUUGACUGCUAAGGAGAAGUACAGAGACAGAGAGAAGGCCCAGGAACUCUUCAAGUUCCUGCAGAUUAGUGGAUACACCGUUACAAGAGGUCUAAAGGACAUGGAGCAGGACUCGUCGUCCAUGGAAAAACGCUUUGCCUACAAAUUCCUCAAGAGGCUGCUGAAGUACAUCGACUCUGCCCAGGAGUUCAUUGCUCAUCUAGAGGCCAUGGCCACCAGCGGGAAGACGGACAAAUCCCCCCAUGACCAGGAAAUCAAGUUCUUCGCCAAGGUGCUGCUUCCUCUGAUCGAUCAGACCUUUAAGAACCACUGCCUCUACUUCCUGUCCACGCCCAGCAAGAACCUGAGCAGCUGUGGUUGUGCCUCAAACAAGGAGAAGGAGAUGAUCACCAGCCUGUUCUGUAAACUGGCAGCUCUUGUCAGACACAGGAUUUCUCUCUUUGGAAGUGAUUCUGCAAUUAUGGUGAGCUGUCUGCACAUCCUCACUCACUCACUUGACACCAGAACAGUGAUGAAGUCUGGCUCGGAGCUGGUCAAGGCCGGGGUCAGGGCUUUCUUUGAGAACGCGGCCGAGGACCUGGAGAAGUUGCUGGAGAUGCUGAAGCUGGGGAAGUUCAUGCAGUCCCGCGCCCAGAUGAAGAGCGUCACUCAGAGCAUCAACUACGUGACCGUGGCUCUGCUGCCCAUCCUCACCGCCCUGUUCGACCACAUCACGACGUAUGAGUUUGGAGUGGACCUGCUUUUGGACGACGUGCAGCUGUCGUGCUACAGGAUCCUGACGUGUUUCUACUCUCUGGGAACAGGAAAGAACGUCUUUGUGGAGAGGCAUCUGCCAGCUCUGGGGGAGAGCCUGGCAACCCUGGUGGCGGCCAUGCCUGUGGCGUUCCUGGAGCCUCAGCUGAACGCCCACAACCCGCGCUCCGUCUUCAACACCAAGACCCCCCGAGAGAGAGCCAUCCUGAGCAUGCCCGACACCGUGGAGGAGAUGUGUCCGGAGAUGCCUCGUCUAGACAAGCUGCUCAAAGAUGUCAACGACGUCUCCGAGUCCGGUGCUCGCUACAGUGACAUGCCACAGGUCAUUGAGGUGAUCCUCCCUAUGCUGUGUAACUACCUGUCCUACUGGUGGGAGAAAGGCCCGGAGAACUCGCCCCCGGAUGCCCAGUGCUGCACCAUGGUGACCUCUGAACACCUCAGCAUCAUUCUGGGAAACAUCCUCAGGAUCCUCAACAACAACCUGGGCAUCGACGACGCCCCUUGGAUGAAGAGGAUCGCAGUCUACUCUCAGCCGAUCAUCUGCAAAGCUGGAGCAGAUCUGCUGAGGUCUCACUUCCUGCCCACACUGGACAAGCUGAGGAAGAAGACGGUGAAGGUGGUUUGUGAAGAGGAGCUGCUGAAGGCCGACAGUAAAGGAGACAACCAGGAGGCAGAGCUCCUCAUCCUGGACGAGUUCGCCGUGCUCUGCAGGGACCUCUACGCUUUCUACCCCAUGCUCAUUCGUUACGUGGACAACAACAGGUCCAGGUGGCUGAAGGAGCCGGACGCAGACUCCACCGAGCUCUUCAGGAUGGUGGCUGAGAUUUUCAUCCUGUGGUGCAAGUCGCACAACUUUAAACGUGAAGAGCAAAACUUUGUGGUUCAGAAUGAGAUCAACAACUUGGGUUUCUUGACCGGUGAAUGCAAGUCAAAGAUGUCCAAGUCCGGCGGGGACCAGGAGAGGAAACACAAGCGGCGCCGCGGUGAAUACUACUCCAUUCAAACGUCUCUGAUCGUGGCUGCCCUGAAGAAGAUGCUUCCCAUCGGCCUCAACAUGUGCACCCCCGGAGACCAGGAGCUCAUCUCUCUGGCCAAGAUACGCUACAGUCUGAAAGACACAGACGAUGAGGUGAAGGAGCAUUUACGUCAGAACCUCCAUCUUCAGGACAAGUCUGAAGACCCAGCGGUUCAGUGGCAGAUGAACCUCUACAAAGAUGUGGUGGUGAAGAGUGAGGAACCGGUCAACUCAGAGCACACGGUGGACAGAGUCCAGAGUAUCUCAGCUGCAGUUUUCCACCUGGAGCAGGUGGAGCAGCCUCUGAGGAACAAGAAGUGUGUGAUGCAGAAGCUGCUGUCGAAGCAGCGUAAGCGUGCGGUGGUGGCUUGCUUCCGCAUGGCUCCUCUGUACAACCUCCCCAGGCAUCGCGCUAUCAACUUCUUCAUCCCGGCCUAUCAGAGACUUUGGAUAGAGGCAGAGGAGUACUCCUUUGAGGAGAAGCUAGUUCAGGAUCUGGCAAAAACCCCAAUGAAGAUUGUGGACGAGGAGGAAGAGGAGGUGGCUGAGGUGCAGCCCGACCCCCUCCAUCAACUAAUCCUCCACUUCAGCCACAACGCUCUGACGGAGAGAAGUUUCUUGGAAGUUGAUCCUUUGUAUAUUGCGUAUGCAGACAUGAUGGCAAAGAGCUGUGCAGAAGAUGAGGAAGAAGAAGAGGAAGAAGAAAAAGAGAAGACAUUUGAGGAAAAGGAGAUGGAAAAGCAGAAGAUCCUGUAUCAGCAGGCGAGGCUGCAUGCCCGCGGGGCCGCCGAAAUGGUGCUGCAGAUGAUCAGCGCCAGUAAAGGUCGUCUGGGCUCCAUGGUGACCUGCACCCUCAAACUGGGCAUCUCCAUCCUAAAUGGAGGCAAUGUGCAUGUUCAGCAGAAAAUGCUUGAUUACUUGAAAGAAAAAAGAGAUGCAGGCUUUUUCAAGAGUCUCUCAGGACUGAUGCAGUCUUGCAGCGUCCUGGACUUGAAUGCAUUUGAGAGGCAGAACAAAGCAGAAGGACUUGGCAUGGUGACAGAGGAAGGUUCAAUCCACACUGAUCGGGGCUCCAAGGUGCUACAGAACGACGAGUUUACCAAAGAUCUUUUCCGGUUUUUGCAACUUCUAUGCGAGGGGCACAAUGGAGAUUUCCAGAAUUUCCUGAGAACCCAGACUGGAAACACAACCACAGUCAACAUCAUUAUCAGCACAGUAGACUAUCUUCUCCGUCUCCAGGAAUCAAUCAGUGACUUCUACUGGUACUACUCCGGAAAAGACGUCAUUGAUGAAACUGGAAAGGUGAACUUCUCCAAAGCUUUGUCUGUGGCCAAGCAGAUAUUCAACUCACUCACUGAGUACAUUCAGGGCCCGUGUAUCGGGAACCAGCAGAGUUUAGCUCACAGCAGACUGUGGGAUGCAGUGGUGGGAUUCUUGCAUGUAUUUGCAAACAUGCAGAUGAAGCUCUCUCAGGAUUCCAGUCAGAUUGAGCUGUUGAAGGAGCUGAUGGAUUUACAGAAGGACAUGGUUGUCAUGUUGCUGUCUCUGCUCGAGGGUAAUGUCGUGAAUGGAACGAUCGGAAAGCAGAUGGUUGACACCCUGAUGGAGUCUUCCAGCAAUGUUGAGAUGAUCCUCAAGUUCUUCGACAUGUUCCUCAAGUUGAAGGAUCUCACAACCUCCGACAGCUUCAAGGAGUACGACCCCGAGUUUAAGGGCAUCAUUUCUAAGAAGGAGUUCCAGAAGUCCAUGGAGAACCAGAAGCAGUACAGCCAGUCGGAGAUCGAGUUCCUGCUCUCGUGCGCGGAGGCCGACGAGAACGACAUGUUCAAUUACAAGGAGUUCGUGGAGCGGUUCCACGAGCCGGCCAAAGACAUCGGCUUCAACGUGGCGGUGCUGCUCACCAACCUGUCCGAGCACAUGCCCCACGACUCCCGACUCGCCACCUUCUUGGACCUGGCCGAAAGCGUGCUCAGCUACUUCGAGCCUUACCUGGGGCGCAUUGAAAUCAUGGGCAGCGCCAAACGGAUCGAGAGGGUCUACUUUGAGAUCAGCGAGUCGAGCCGCGAGCAGUGGGAGAAGCCGCAGGUCAAGGAGUCCAAGCGUCAGUUCAUCUUCGACGUGGUCAACGAGGGCGGCGAGAGCGAGAAGAUGGAGAUGUUCGUCAACUUCUGCGAGGACACCAUCUUUGAGAUGCAGCUGGCCUCGCAGAUCUCCGAGCCGGACGUGGUCGAGCAGCCCGAGGAGGAGGAGCAGGAGGACGGACACAGCAUCCUGGAGGAGCUGUCCGCAGAGGAAGAGGCCGCUCUGGAGUCGCCCUCCGCCUUCACCACCGCCUGCCGCUCGGUCAAGAAGAAGAUUGCGCACGUCCGCGAUAUGUUUUCCCUCAAAAACGUGCGCAAGCAGUUCAAGAAGGUGAAGAAACUGAGCAUCAAGGAGAUAAUCACCGGCUUCUUCUCCUUCUUCUGGAUGCUCUUCAUCGGCUUCUUCAAGGGCAUCUACGGCCUCAUCUUCGGGUUCUUCCACCUCAUCUGGUCCUCCAUGUUUGGCGGCGGGCUAGUCGAGGGAGCCAAGAACAUGAAGGUGACGGACAUCCUCGGGAACAUGCCGGACCCGACCCAGUUCGGUAUCCACGGAGACGUGAUAGAAGGGGAGAAGGUGGAGGCCAUAGAGUCGACGGGAAGCUUGGACAAAGCCAUGGCUCCGGCGGGCGACGUCGCCGAGGUCGACAUGAUGUUGGAGAUGCUGUCGAUGCCCAAAAGAGAAGGAGGGAAACACGUGGAGCCUGGCCUGGGUGACGUUUCCGAGCUGAGCGCCGAGUCCUCCGCCACCGACCAAAAGAAGAAAGCCGCCGCCAAGCCUGCGGAAACCCCUGAGAGCGAACCGGAGAAAGCAGACACUGAGAAACGGGAGAAGGAGGAUACACCAAAGGAGGAGGCGGCUAAGGAGCCGGUGGCUGAGGAGAAGCCCAAGACCAAAUCGAGUCAGCCCAAAGAGGCUGCGCCUGCUUUCAUGUCCAGUGUCUUUGCUGUUCUGGACGUCUAUAAAAACAAGAUGCUGAACUACCUGGCUCGUAACUUCUACAACCUCCGUUUCCUGGCUCUGUUUGUGUGCUUUGCCAUCAACUUCAUUCUGCUCUUCUACAAGGUCACCGGUGAAGCUGAAGAAGACGCCGACGAUGAAAACCAGUGGGGCGGAGAUGAGGAGGAGGACGACGAGAACACGCUCUUUGACAUGGACGAGUUCGUGCUUCAGGAGAGCACCGGCUACAUGGCGCCGACGCUGCGCUUCCUGGCGAUAUUCCACACCGUCAUCUCCCUCCUCUGUGUGGUCGGCUACUACUGUCUGAAGGUUCCUCUGGUGGUUUUCAAGAGGGAGAAGGAGAUCGCCAGGAAGCUGGAGUUUGACGGUCUGUACAUCACCGAGCAGCCGUCUGACGACGACAUCAAAGGACAGUGGGAUCGACUCGUCAUUAACACCCCGUCCUUCCCGAGCAACUACUGGGACAAGUUUAUCAAGCGUAAGGUGAUCAACAAGUACGGCGACAUGUACGGGGCCGAGCGCAUCGCCGAGCUCCUCGGCCUCGACAAGAGCGCUCUGGACUUCGACCCCACGGUGGAGACGGUGGAGAAGGAGGCGUCCCUGCUGUCCUGGUUCAGCUCCAUCGACACAAAGUACCACAUCUGGAAAAUGGGCGUGGUGUUGACUGACAACAACUUCCUGUAUCUGAUCUGGUACACCACCAUGUCCAUCUUCGGCCACUUCAACAACUUCUUCUUCGCCGCUCACCUGCUGGACAUCGCCAUGGGCUUCAAGACCCUGCGCACCAUCCUGUCGUCCGUCACCCACAACGGAAAGCAGCUCGUGCUGACGGUGGGUCUGCUGGCCGUGGUCGUCUAUCUCUACACCGUGGUGGCCUUCAACUUCUUCAGGAAGUUCUACAACAAGAGCGAGGACGAAGACGAGCCCGACAUGAAGUGCGACGAUAUGAUGACAUGCUACUUGUUCCACAUGUACGUGGGCGUGAGGGCUGGAGGAGGCAUCGGAGACGAGCUGGAGGACCCAGCUGGAGAUCCCUACGAACUCUACCGCAUCCUGUUCGACAUCACCUUCUUCUUCUUCGUCAUCGUCAUCCUGCUGGCCAUCAUUCAGGGUUUGAUCAUCGACGCCUUCGGUGAACUGAGAGACCAGCAGGAGCAGGUCAAGGAGGACAUGGAGACCAAAUGCUUCAUCUGUGGCAUCGGCAACGACUACUUCGACCGGACGCCUCACGGGUUUGAAACCCACACCUUACAAGAGCACAACCUCGCCAACUACCUGUUCUUCCUGAUGUACCUGAUUAACAAGGAUGAGACUGAGCACACGGGCCAGGAGUCCUACGUGUGGAAAAUGUACCAGGAGAGAUGCUGGGACUUCUUCCCCACCGGAGACUGCUUCCGUAAACAAUACGAGGACCUGCUGGGUUAACAGGGCGGCCAACGCCCCUCCCUACUUUCCUACCUACUGGAGACACUGAACUGGACUUCCUCCUGAUAACAGACCUGAACACGAAUACACAAACACACAUACAAAUAUUAAGAGGAAAAAACAAAACAAAAAAAACUCAACAUUUUGAAUUCAGACUUGACGACUGGACGGUUCGAGCAUUCAAGUCUUUGAAAGUCUUCACCUGCCACGACGCCUCUUUUUAUGCAAACUCUUCUUUUGGUUCUGAUUCACAUUGCCUUUUCACCUGCUUAACCCCAACCUGCUGCACAAUCGUGUUGUGUUGUAGACAUCUGAGACAUGUGAAAGGGUUACAGCAUGACAAAUGAAUGUCUGAAUAUGCACAAUUUCUAGGUUAACGCCAGGAUGUUAGCGUCACUUACUACCGAAACCCACUGAACGGACGUGUGCUGCUAUUACUGUCGAUCGAGAUCGAGCUGAGACGAGUGAGACCUGAUCUGCCUUUCUAAGCUGGUUCAGUUCUGCCUGAUGAACUGAGGGGAUGGUUCUUCCAGAAACGACUCACUUUAGAUGUUUUACCAAGCGCCGACGUGCCUUACGAGAAACUAUGCAAAAAAAAGCAAUCAUCAUUUUUGUCCCUCUUGACACAAGCAGUGCUCUAGUUGUGGAUUAGUUAGAAGCUAGGUUUGUGGCUUUAAAAGAAAAAAAAAAAGAGAGAGAAACAUUUGUUGUAUAAAAUCUAGAUAAUCCUUGUGUAAAUGUUGCUUAGUUUGGUUUUGUUCCUAAACUGUGGUGUCCUGCCCGCCUGCACCUCUUUCCACAGUAGAAGAACCACACACACACACACAACAGAGGAGAAUAAAAAAAAAAAAGAACAUUAGGAUUUAUUAACGACAAACUACUGCUAUUGUAUGGCCAUUUGUAUGUAUGUAGUAGCUUUGGUAAACAAAACGCAUUUCUUUUGAAGAGGGGGAGGAAAUGAAUAAAGUUAUUCACGCAAUAAA